Sclerotinia sclerotiorum 1980 UF-70 is the source of this 1713-nucleotide messenger RNA. RefSeq lists its product as hypothetical. NCBI's taxonomy places the organism in Eukaryota, Fungi, Ascomycota, Leotiomycetes, Helotiales, Sclerotiniaceae. The coding region runs from base 1 to 1713 and encodes 570 amino acids. The record is from RefSeq and is a predicted model, not a curated record. Gene Ontology annotation, biological process: intra-Golgi vesicle-mediated transport. Gene Ontology annotation, cellular component: trans-Golgi network; TRAPPII protein complex. The transcript is spliced from 2 exons.
AUGAUGGAGGAAUUUGCGUCGCAAGAAGAGCCAGUUCCUCGUGGCAGCUUGGAGUUCACUGAAAGCUCAAUUCUGGACACAAUCAUCCCGUUGGCUAGUGAUUUGAAUAUAGAGGAGGCUUUGAGCGGGAGUGUGGAAAAGCUCGAUGAGGGCCAUAGUUCUCCACUAGCUGCCAUUCCUCAAAGACACGCUCUCUAUUUUGCUCACGUUAUAAAUGCGAAUACCGAGCAUCAAGAUGGCUCGGCGGGACGUGAGCUUAUUUACAAGGGUUCUGUACAAGAUACCGACGAGCCAUUGAUAGUUGUACAAGGCUCAGAUGAGGCUGAUGAUGCCAAUAAUGAUGGUCAUAUACUUUUGAUAUGGAAACUUUCUGCAUUUCUCGGUAGACCACGGCUACGCCUGCAGAGCCCUUCUGUAGUAUUUGUGGCCACGGCAAAUCUCAAAGCAGCCGAGCAAGUCGAUACAGAUGCAUUGCGCCAGGAAUAUCUCCCAAGUCAGGUUCCAUCAGGCUUGAAUCUCCUUGAAGCUUUCAGUGGCGAUGCAUAUCUCAAAGGUAUCAAACCACGAUUGUCUGCAUUACGAGUCGCCAGAGUCGCACCAGCAGCGCAAAUCGCUCGCGACUUAGCUCGACCUUUUAAGAAUAUCUCACGGCAGUCAAUUAAAGUAUACCCAGCUAUCAAUUCCCGCGUCCGAUAUUCGAGGCCAGAUGGUACACCCAGCAAUACUUCAGUAAUAGCGUCGCUAGAUAUUGAUAUUACCCCUUUUGUAAAUUGUGACAUUGUCCUCACAGAUAUCCAAAUAAAGGUGUGCGGCGGACAAGUGCAAGAUUUAAAUCAAACUCCCGGCCUAAUACUCCCAAUUACUUGUCAGCCGCAAGAUGAUAUUACCUUCCUCUAUCAAAUAUUACCUGAUGACAUUGACGUUACUAAUAAGUCUCAAAUUCGAGCCAUCGAUAUUUCCAUCACUGCCACAGCAAAUGUCAGUAGUGUCUGUAAACCACAGAUCAUGAUGCAAUGGUCUGCAUCCCUCGAUUUUACACCUCCUAUUAAUAACGGCUUUGGUCAACCUACGAAACCUAUUCAACGACCUCAUAGACCCUCUGCACUGUCUAUCGGCGCAACAUUUGAUAGUAUUCCAACAAUUUCAACCCUAACAGUCCCUCAUCCCGAUUCUCUUCCAACAAUAGAAGCGACCGCUCCGACACGUUCUCAUCAUCGACAUCAAAACUCUGUCCCAGAUUUUGGAGUUACCAUGACAUUCUCCUCCCCAUCUACGUCUUCAAUAUAUCCAGGUCACCCUUUCAUCUGGUCUAUCUUCAUAGUGAAUCGAUCCGAUCGACCUCGCAAACUUGCUCUCCUUGUCUUACCAAAAAGACGUCGAACUGAAGCUCGAAUAACACGGCCUCCUUCUGCUAGUCAUGGAAGCGCACGUCGAGAUCCAAAGGUUGCGGACGCUGUCCUCGAUGACAACAUAAUAUAUGCCAUGCAACGAAAUUCCGCCAUGGAAUCAAGCGAAGUUGUAUGCCUGAGUACAGAUACCCGUAUAGGACCACUUGCACCAUCAGCAUGCUACGAAGUUGAACUUAAAUUCAUGGCAUUGAAGGAAGGUAUUGUUGGGGUAGAAGCAGUAAGGGUAGUAGAUCUGGGAACACAAGAACAUGUAGAUAUCAAGGAUUUACCGACGAUCGUCGUUAAACCUGAGCCCAAGGAGUAA